AGCGGCGAUCUCUUUAAAUGCCGGUUAUGGAGCGUCGUAAUUCCCGGAGCCGGAUAUCUGUAAUGUCAUGGGUGCGUUCGUCCUCCCUCCCUUCCCCCACCGCCGAAAUUCAAGUCUGAUCGAGCUAAUGAUUGAAAAGAGUUCUGCCAACCACUUGGAGUACAGUCUACUGGAGAAUGCCAUUUUACUUUGCACAUGUUUGAUGAACAAAGACAGCAGUGCACGUUUGAGCCUCACUUCUGUGACGACAGCAUUGUUGUGAUAAAACGGAAGCAGUUGUUCAUUGCUAUCAAAAUAACGUUGACUGCUUAUAGCUGGUUCUUUUUAAUACUCCUCACACCAACCCAGUGGUUGCAGCAAUUUGAACUAAUUACUGAAACCCUAACAGUGCAAAGUUUCAAUCAGAUACUAUGCUUCAUUUAUGCAUCUGAGCUUAAUGUGGUUACAUAUGUACAGGAGAGGGUAAAUAUAGUCAGGGUCCUUCAGAUGAGUCAUAUUGCCAGCGCUUGCAAGAAUUUAUUUGACAGUUGUGCUUUGCAUAUUUCUGGAAUGGCCCAUGAGGGAAAACCGUGCUCUCAGAUCUCUGCUCCAUUUUAUUGCAAUGCUGAUAGAGAACUUGAUUUAUCCACUAAGAUUUAUCCACGAGAAGGAAAUAAAUCUUAUUUGGUGAAAGUGGAGGAUACAAUGGCAAAACGACACUUGAAAGCAAGAGAUCAAACAUAUUAUGAGGAAAGUAAGCAAGCCACUGAUACUCGUGGAAUGGAAGGAGAUGCAGAAGACUCUAAUGACUCGGAUGAUCAAGAAUCUUAUAACCAAGAACAAAUCAUAGUUGAGGUAAACCUUAACAAUCAGACUUUAAAUGUUUCAAAAGGGACAGAAGGUGUGUCUUCACAGUCUGAAGAAACUGCAAGGAUGGACUCCAGCGAUGAGGAUAAUGAAGAGGAAGAUGAUGAAGAGGAUGAUGAUGAUGACAUUGACACUGAAGAUGAUGGACAAGAUGAGGAUGAAGAACUUGAAGACUAUAUUAAAAACAGAAAAUCCAGGGAAACCAGCAAAAUGGGGAGAGCAGAAACAAUUCCUUCAAGGGAACGUGCAAAGAUUAAUAUGUCUAAGAGAAAAAGAAAAAAUAAAAAUCCCAAAGUUCCAACCCAGAAAGAAAAACAGAUUGAAGAAAAACAAAAUCUCACUUGUGAGAAAUGCCCCAGAGUCUUCAAUAAUCGUUGGUAUCUUGAAAAGCACAUGAAUGUCACUCACAGCCGAAUGCAGAUAUGUGAUAAAUGUGGGAAAAAAUUUGUGCUCGAAAGUGAACUCGUCCUUCAUCAACAAACUGAGUGUGAAAAAAAUAUUCAGUGUGUAUCCUGUGGAAAAUCUUUCAAGAAGCUUUGGUCCCUCCAUGAGCAUAUCAAAGUUGUUCAUGGCUUUGCUGAAAAGAAAUUUUCCUGUGAGAUUUGUGAGAAGAAAUUCUACACAAUGGCUCAUGUUCGGAAACAUAUGGUUGCACAUACAAAAGAUAUGCCAUUCACCUGUGAAACAUGCGGGAAAUCUUUCAAGCGGAGCAUGUCAUUGAAGGUUCAUUCUCUUCAACAUUCAGGAGAAAAGCCUUUCAAAUGUGAGAACUGUGAUGAACGAUUUCAGUACAAGUACCAACUUCGCUCUCACAUGAGUAUUCAUAUUGGUCAUAAACAGUUCAUGUGCCAGUGGUGCGGCAAGGACUUCAACAUGAAACAGUAUUUUGAUGAGCAUAUGAAAACUCAUACUGGGGAAAAGCCAUUUAUCUGUGAAAUCUGUGGCAAGAGUUUCACAAGCCGACCAAACAUGAAGCGCCAUCGUAGAACCCACACUGGGGAGAAACCAUACCCCUGUGAUGUUUGUGGUCAACGAUUCCGGUUCUCCAACAUGUUGAAAGCCCACAAACAGAAAUGUUUCCGGGUCACCAGCCCUGUCAACUUCCCACCUACUGCAUCUGUUGCAACCAAACCCACUUCCCCACCUCCACCAGUCACCAUAAGCUCUCAUAGCUCAUUUCCCCCUCGACCAAUGCCACACCCACUUUCCCAUCUGCACCUUCAUCCUCCCCAUCAUACGCUUUCAAUUCCAGCUGUUGCACACCUUCCACCACCACCAACCCUUUUUAAUGCUGAAGCGGUGAACCAUAGAUGCCAAAAUGAAAGCACUUUCCUUCACCACAUUUCUGAAAAAAACACUGUAGCAGGUGGAAGCCAUCAUCAUUGAAACAUGGAUAUUUCUAUUUGACAUUUUAAGCUGUGCCGAAUGAAUGGCAAUACUCCAAUUUAACUGUGCACUAAGCAGCAAAGAAAAGACUGAGCAAUCGUUGUGAACUACAAAUAUUAUUUUACUAAACAUCCAUGUACUUUUUGCUGUUGUAAAACUAGCAAAGCAAUUUUUAUCUAAUCUAUUGUGCAAGACAACUAAGCUGUCUGUGUACAGUGAACUAAGGUUUUUAUCAUUUUUUUAAAAAAAACUCAGAUGUAUCCAGUUUUGUCACUUCAUAUCUGUUGAUAAGAUAUGCUUUUUUAAUAUUAGACUAUUCCUUUUGCAUUAAAGUAUGGUUAUUUCUAUUGCAUUAAGAUAUUCUGGAGAAAUUUAAUCUACUAAAUUAAAUAAUUACUUUCUCUUAUGAAACAUGAGAGCAUUACAUAUUACAGUGCUGCAAAGAUUUUUCUGAAGCUAAUAGUUAAGACUAGAUCAUAUUCUAGCCUAACCUGUCUGGCUAAAGCAUUAUGGAAAAGUCCUGUUAAUAGAUAUGUCUUUCCCUUGACUUAAAGUUUUUAAAUGUCUGUGUAGAAUAUUUAGAAAUAAUUCGAAGAUAUAAAUGUAUGUCAUUAAUGUUGUAAUAAUUAUAUUUUUGUUCUUGUAGCUGUUAUAUACAUAAAAUUCAGUUUUACAAAUA
Messenger RNA from Rhincodon typus (whale shark), 2911 nucleotides. Its product is annotated as zinc finger protein 652-like. NCBI's taxonomy places the organism in Eukaryota, Metazoa, Chordata, Chondrichthyes, Orectolobiformes, Rhincodontidae. The transcript has 6 exons. Gene Ontology annotation, molecular function: protein binding. The coding region runs from base 196 to 2232 and encodes 678 amino acids. The record is from RefSeq and is a predicted model, not a curated record.